CCCUCUCAACCCUCACCAAGCACAUGCCCCCUCUCGAGCGCCGGCGCCCGGGCUGGCGCCUCCUCCCGGGCCUUCUACUCCUCGCCGCCUCGGUUAUUCUGGGCCUCGCGCGCGCACAGCAGCCCCCCCGGCCCAUCAGCGCCAACUGCAAUGGCCCCGGCGAGGCCCGCAACGGGGGCUACUGCUUCCCCGGCCUGCGGCGCUGCCUUCAGGCCCGCUACGAAGCCGGCGACCUGCGGUGCCUGCAGUACAGCCACGAAUUCCGCCUGGUCGACGGAUACGCCUACCUGGACAGCGAGCUGCCCGACAAGGCGGUGUCCAGCACGGGCCUCGUGCAAAUCGGCCCGGCCGAUUGCUGGAACGUCGUGCCCGGCAACCACAACCAGUGCGCGGUCUGCCGGUUCCAGGCCGCCGGCCAGGGCCUCUGCCGGCCGGGCCCCCUGGAGCUGCCCGGCUGCCUGGCCAUGGCCCACCCCCACCUGAAUGAAGAUUGCGCCCAGUGCGCCCCGGGCCACUGGCUGACCCUCGACCGGGGCUGCGUCAGCGACUGCCCCACCCCGGGCAAUGUCCGCUGCGGGGCCCACUGCAUCCCGCGGCACCUGGUCCCGGACACCUUCGACUGCGAUGCCUGGCCCAUGGCCCGGCCGGAGGUCCCCAGCACCGACGACACCCCCGGCCGGCCGGAGCACGCGCACCUCCUGAAGUGCAGCCGCCCCGGCAUCUGCUUCGAGUGCCACGCCUCGUGCGACGAGUGCGCCGGCCCCGGCCCGAAGGACUGCACCCGCUGCCCGGCCGGCCGCCUGCUCCUGGCCCACAGCUCCAAGACCUUCCCCCAGGGCCCGGUCCCGGUGGGCGCCUGCACCCGGCCCUACCGGGCCAACGGCGACCCCGACGCCCCGGUCACCUGCCCGGCCACCACGGUCCAAACCGACGCCGGGGCCUGCCUGCCCUGCCGGCCCAAUUGCCGCCAGUGCGACCCCACCGACCCGGCCAUCUGCCUGGCCUGCAUGCGGGGCUUCUUCGCCCGGCCGGAUGGCACCUGCGGCGACACCUGCCCACUGGGCACGGCCCGCGACUCGCCGGCCGGCCGGUGCACCCCCUGCACCGACCCCAAGUGUGCCCAGUGCGCCAGCGAAGACCCCGGCAUCUGCCUGGCCUGCAAGAGCUCCGCCUUCAACCUGCACGACAACAACUGCCUGCACACCUGCCCGGCCACCUUCUUCCACAACAAGGGCGUGUGCAUGCCCUGCGUGGCCGGCUGCGCCCUCUGCGACGAUGGCUUCUCCUGUUACCGCUGCUUCCCCUCCUACCGCCUGGAGGUCGACGACUGCUACUCCCCCUGCGGCUCGCGCGCCACUUGGGACUUCGACCUGCCGCCCGCGGAGCAGGGCUGCCGGCCGUGCCACGAAAACUGCGACACCUGCACCCUCUACACCAACAACUGCACCUCCUGCAAGUCCGGCAUGUACCAGGUCAUGCCCCGGGAGAAGGGGGCCCGCGUGUACUGCGCGGCCCAGUGCCCGGAGGGCUUCUUCCUCGACAACAACCGCCGCUGCCAGCCCUGCCGCGACCCCAACUGCGCCACCUGCACCAGCAACACCAAUUGCACCGCCUGCAAGUUCGGCCACGCCCUGGUCCAGGGCACCCAGUGCUUCGCCACCUGCCCGGAGGGCUACUACAAGCACUCCAAGCAGUGUCUCCCCUGCGGCGGCGGGUGCGGCACCUGCAGCACCGGCCUCGGCGUCGGCUGCCUCCAGUGCACCGCCAGCCCCCUCAGCAUCCCGCGCGUCAAGGAACUCCACCCGGGCUCCUUCGAUGUGGCCCCGCCCGCCCGGUGCACCGCCGACGCCCUCACCCAGCCCGGCUGGGGGCUCUUCUACCAGACCCAAAAGGCCCGCUAUGCCGUCCCCUGCCCGGCCCAUUGCCUCAGCUGCUUCGUGCGCCACCCCCACGACCCGGCCCAGCGCACCGUCCAGUGUGUGGCCUGCGCCCCGGGCCACACCCUCAGCGCCGAUGGCCUUGCCUGCCCGCCGUCCCCCAGCAGCACCCCCGACGAAUGACCCGGCCCGGGCCACGGCGGCCGCCGGGGACCGAGGGCGACAUGCGGCCUCCCCGGCGGAAUGUCUCCCCGCCCUCCCGUUGCAGGGCUCCCUCCCUGGUGCCAAGCAGGCAGCCGGCCUCCCGGUCGCCUCUUAGCCACGGAC
This is a messenger RNA of Fonticula alba, 2204 nucleotides long. RefSeq lists its product as hypothetical. NCBI's taxonomy places the organism in Eukaryota, Rotosphaerida, Fonticulaceae. The transcript is spliced from 2 exons. Bases 24 to 2060 code for a protein of 678 amino acids. The record is from RefSeq and is a predicted model, not a curated record.